Molecule: messenger RNA, 638 nt
Organism: Aspergillus campestris IBT 28561
Lineage: Eukaryota; Fungi; Ascomycota; Eurotiomycetes; Eurotiales; Aspergillaceae
Exons: 1
Coding region: 81-467 (128 amino acids)
Source: RefSeq, a predicted model, not a curated record
GCAUGUCCUCCUCCGAUGCAGCAGCGUCUUGCAGAUGAAGCAGGGGGAGAGAGAGGAUCGACAGGACUCGAACACAUCACAUGCGGGAACACCAACAACUCACAUAUGCUCCAUUCACGGGAGCAUUGUCUGGCGCCACCCUUCAACAUGCAUCUUUGCUUUGUGUGAAACUUUUUUAUAAUUCUCGCUCGGAGUUCGGGAGGGCAUUUUGGUCUUUCAUUUCAUUCGUCUCGUUCUGUUUUCUGAUUCCAACCGCUGUUGGUAUCACGCCCAUAUAUCAAAAAAGUCCUUCAUUUCGACCAUUCAUUCAUUUGGUUUUUGGGGCGUUCGUCGACACCAUCUACUCGCUCUAUUAUUCGAUUCGCUCAUUAGACAUACAGGUUUGCAUUAGCUUGGCGUUGGCUUUUUUCUUUUGCUUUGUUUUUCUUUUUUUCUUCUUGUUUUAUUCUAUCUGCCGGUUCCACUGAUUCGACUCGACUGUUUAAUAUCGCCGGCAGCGUACAUACAAGCAUACAUCCAUAUGUCCGGCAUUAUCGUUCUCCUAGCUCCAACCAGAAUGAUCUACUCAUUCAAUUGAUCCUAUUAUUACUACUAUUAUUUUAUCAUUGUACCUUUUAUAUGCUUAUGUCUACCUUGUG